This is a messenger RNA of Thrips palmi, 710 nucleotides long. RefSeq lists its product as uncharacterized. Bases 280 to 654 code for a protein of 124 amino acids. Lineage: Eukaryota; Metazoa; Arthropoda; Insecta; Thysanoptera; Thripidae. The record is from RefSeq and is a predicted model, not a curated record. The transcript is spliced from 4 exons.
GAGACACCCGAGGGCAACAGUAUAAUGGCCGAUUCAUGGUUAACUGCAAGUUCGGUUCAAUUGACCUCAGCCAACAACAGUCUAGACGGUGCUCGGCGAGCCACCAGAUACCGGCUUCCCAGGAACGGCACAUACACCAGAGGUGCACCAGAACCCUACAUUGUGAAACAUCCGUCAGAUAAGACUAAGGACCAGUUCCAAUGGUGCCUUUAUAAAGUGUGGCAGCCAACUCCUGCGCACCAGUCACAGACGACCGACUCUGCGGCAUCCAGCUAACCCAUGGCUUCCAAGUACUCAAUGCUCGUAUUGGUCAUCAGCGCCUGCUGCCUCAUGGCCGGUGUCUCGACGGGUGCGAUUGAAAAGAAGGUGGCCACUGAAGGUACCUGCAGCAAACAGGUACUGGACAACCUGGAAGCCACGAUCGAGCUCUGCACUCGAAACGUGCCCGCCGAGCAGUUCGCUGACCCGUCUUGGGAGUGUGCCCGCACCGUCUCCGGCUACCUGGAGGACGCCGACGAGUGCGACUUGAGCGUCGUUCCCGACUACCUGGAAGACUGCCUGUAUGGCUUCUUCCUCCGCGAUCACUCCGUCAAGCCGGCGGUGAAAUGCAUCAAGCUCGCCAUUGAGUCAGACAUCUGCUGUUCGGCGGAGUAGUAGUUGCAACUUGUCUUUUCAUUGACAGUCAUCAGGAAUAAACAUUCUUGAAGUGA